This is a messenger RNA of Dichotomopilus funicola, 1152 nucleotides long. RefSeq lists its product as uncharacterized. The record is from RefSeq and is a predicted model, not a curated record. The coding region runs from base 1 to 1152 and encodes 383 amino acids. Gene Ontology annotation, molecular function: GTP cyclohydrolase II activity. Lineage: Eukaryota; Fungi; Ascomycota; Sordariomycetes; Sordariales; Chaetomiaceae. Gene Ontology annotation, biological process: riboflavin biosynthetic process. The transcript has 2 exons.
AUGCCGGGGCCAGACGGAACACGGCUUCCGCCGUUCUACUCACCACGACCAGAAGCUGGGGACCACUCGCAUGAUGGCGACGUCGAACAAGCUGACUUCUUGGUCUCCGCACACAACCCCACUCUUGCAGUCGAACACCCACCCACGCCGUCUGCAGAACCGCAAACACAACCACCCCCCGAUUCCCUCCUCUCCCCAGCAUUCACGCCCCCCGCGACACCGGGCACCGCUACGCCGAGCCAUGCCACGAGCGCCACCCCAAGGGAGCCGCGCGGUAUCCCCGUAGACAGUACCGUCCCGACCGGUGGAUGCGGCAGCAAGCAACCACAGCUGCUCGAAACGUUGCCAGAGGUCGAAUGCGUCGUACGCGCCCGUAUCCCAACUACCAGCGGGACUGAGAUGUUUCUGCAUCUCUACACGAACAAUGUGGAUAACAAGGAGCAUCUCGCCAUCGUGUUUGGGGGGCAGAUCCGGAGCAAGUCGCUCGAUGCCGUGAGGGAGGGGGAAACCGAAAUGGAUCGUCUAGUGAGAGGUGCAUACACAGGCCGCCUAUUUCCUGGGAGGACAACAAGCGGGCUCGACACAACCCCUGGGCCGGCUGAUGGACAAGCAACGCCUUCGGAAGCACCACAACCUCCCCUGGUGAGGAUACACAGUGAGUGUUACACGGGAGAAACGGUUUGGUCCGCACGUUGCGACUGCGGUGAACAACUCGACGAGGCGGCGAGGUUGAUGUCCUUACCUGGCAAUCAAUCCGGCGGCAUCAUCGUGUACCUCCGGCAAGAAGGCCGUGGCAUUGGCCUCGGUGAGAAACUCAAAGCGUACAACCUGCAAGAUCUCGGGUCCGACACCGUCGAGGCAAACUUGCUACUACGCCAUCCCGCCGAUGCCCGGAGCUACGGACUCGCCACAGCCAUGCUGCGUGAUCUGGGUCAAACGGAGAUUCGUCUCUUAACUAACAACCCGGACAAAAUCCGGGCCGUGGAGGGGCCUCAUCGGGAAAUCGCUGUCAAGGAAAGAGUGGCCAUGGUGCCGUUGUCAUGGAAAGGAAGGGGAGGAUUCAGAGCUCCUGAGGUGGAGGGUUAUCUCAAGACAAAGAUCGAGAAAAUGGGUCAUAUGCUGGAUAUGGCCGGCUUGUCACGAGGAACAUAG